Molecule: messenger RNA, 3823 nt
Organism: Manacus vitellinus (golden-collared manakin)
Lineage: Eukaryota; Metazoa; Chordata; Aves; Passeriformes; Pipridae
Gene: BRD3
Product: bromodomain containing 3
Biological process (GO): regulation of DNA-templated transcription; chromatin remodeling
Cellular component (GO): nucleus; chromatin
Source: RefSeq, a predicted model, not a curated record
AUGUCGACAGUCACAUCAGCAAUCCAGGCUCCUCAGGGCCCUGUGAACCCGCCGCCUCCGGAGGUGACUAAUCCUAAUAAGCCUGGCCGGAAGACCAACCAACUGCAAUAUAUGCAAAAUGUUGUGGUGAAGACCUUGUGGAAGCAUCAGUUUGCCUGGCCUUUCUACCAGCCUGUUGAUGCAAUUAAAUUGAAUUUGCCGGAUUAUCACAAAAUAAUAAAAAACCCCAUGGACAUGGGGACGAUCAAGAAGCGCCUGGAACACAACUACUACUGGAGUGCCAGUGAAUGUAUGCAGGAUUUCAACACCAUGUUUACAAACUGUUACAUUUAUAACAAGCCCACAGACGACAUUGUCCUCAUGGCCCAAGCCCUGGAGAAGAUAUUUCUGCAGAAGGUUGCCCAGAUGCCUCAGGAGGAAGUGGAGUUACUACCCCCAAUUCCUAAAGGCAAAGGUCGCAAGCCGUCAGCGGGCACCCAGAGUGCAGGAGCUCAGCAAGCCGUGGCCGUGUCUUCCGUGUCCCCGCCGGCGCCGUUCCAGAACGUCCCUCCAGCCGUGUCUCAGACGCCCGUCAUUGCUGCCACCCCCGUGCCAACCAUCACCUCCAAUGUCCCGCCCGUACUGCCCCCUACCGCCGCCCCCCCUCCUCCUGCCGCUCCAAUCAUGCCCGUGGUGCCUCCCACGCCACCGGUGGUCAAGAAAAAGGGAGUGAAGCGGAAAGCGGACACGACCACCCCCACCACCUCUGCCAUCACUGCCAGCCGGAGCGAGUCCCCCACGCCCCUCUCGGACCCCAAACAGGCCAAAAUCAUCGCGCGGCGGGAGAGCGGCGGCCGGCCCAUCAAACCACCAAAGAAAGACCUGGAAGACGGAGAGGUCCCCCAGCACGCAGGGAAGAAGGGCAAACUCUCUGAGCACCUCAAGUACUGUGACAGCAUCCUCAAGGAGAUGCUCUCCAAGAAACACGCAGCCUAUGCGUGGCCCUUUUACAAGCCCGUUGAUGCAGAGGCCUUGGAAUUACAUGACUAUCAUGAUAUUAUCAAACACCCCAUGGAUCUCAGUACUGUGAAAAAGAAAAUGGACAGUCGGGAAUACCAGGAUGCACAAGGUUUCGCAGCAGAUAUUCGGUUAAUGUUCUCUAAUUGUUACAAGUACAAUCCUCCAGACCACGAAGUGGUAGCCAUGGCCAGGAAGCUCCAGGAUGUCUUUGAGAUGAGGUUUGCAAAAAUGCCUGACGAGCCUGCAGAGGCCCCCCCUCCACCUCCACCAACAGCACCAGUGGUGAGCAAAAGCACAGAGAGCAGUCACAGCAGCGAGGAGAGCUCCUCUGACUCCGACAGCUCCGACUCGGAGGAAGAGCGAGCGACUCGGCUGGCGGAGCUCCAGGAGCAGCUGAAGGCUGUCCACGAGCAGUUGGCUGCACUGUCACAAGCGCCAGUGAACAAACCAAAGAAAAAAAAAGAGAAGAAGGAAAAAGAGAAGAAAAAGAAAGAUAAAGAGAAGGAAAAAGAAAAGCACAAAGUAAAAACCGAGGAGGAGAAGAAACCCAAGGUGGCUCAGCCACCAAAACAAACCCAACAGAAGAAAGCCCCAGCUAAGAAAGCAAACAGCACAACCACAGCAAACAGGCAGCCCAAGAAAGGAGGCAAACAGGCAUCUGCAACCUAUGACUCGGAUGAGGAGGAGGAAGGUCUGCCCAUGACCUAUGAUGAGAAACGACAGCUCAGCCUGGACAUCAACCGCCUGCCCGGGGAGAAGCUCGGCAGGGUGGUGCACAUCAUCCAGUCCCGGGAACCUUCCCUCAGAGACUCCAAUCCCGAUGAGAUAGAAAUAGAUUUUGAAACGUUGAAGCCCACAACUUUACGAGAACUGGAGAGAUACGUGAAAUCUUGUUUACAGAAAAAACAAAGGAAACCGUUUUCUGCAGGUGGAAAAAAGCAAGCAGCGAAGUCAAAAGAAGAGUUAGCUCAGGAAAAGAAGAAAGAACUAGAAAAACGGUUACAGGACGUCAGUGGGCAGCUAAACAACAACAAGAAACCUGCAAAGAAAGAGAAAUCCGGCUCCACUCCCUCUGGAGGCCCCUCCCGGCUCAGCAGCAGCAGCUCCUCCGAGUCUGGGAGCAGCAGCUCCAGCGGCUCCAGCUCGGACAGCAGCGAUUCGGAAUGAGUUACGGACACUGGGACACAAAACAAACGGACAUCCCCCUCCCCGAUGCUCUGCAGUGUUCCUUCCCCUCCUUAACGUACUGCUCUCCUCCCACGGUGGUCAGGUUUUAUCCCCUCUCUCUCUUUCUCUGACUUUUUUUAUUUUAUUUUUUAAUUCAGUGUUAUAAAAGGUAUUUUCCUUUUUUUUUUUUUUUUUUGGGGGGGGUGCUCUCUUUUAAUAGGUCAAAGAUCUUUGCGUGUGCGUGUGAAUUAGACUUUAUGACAAAUAGUUCCCUUUGCAUAAAGUCUCUAAAAUACAUUUAUCCGAAAAAAAAAUUGUUGAAAAUGGAAGAACUUUGAGCUCUUAGCAGGAGAUAAAUAGAAAAUUCUGCAAGGUUUGUAGUACAUUUCUCUCCCAUCCCUUCCCUCUCCUCAGAAUGUUCUCUUUUAAUAAGCCUGCCUGGCUCACACAAGGUAAAAAAAAAACCCAUCUUUUUUUAAAGGAAUCUCUGUAAAAUGGUACUGUAUCUGAAAGAUGUUAGCUUUUGAACUAGUUGGUGUAUUUGUUAUUAGCACUAGUAUUCUUAAUCUCGAAGUCUACGGUGUGAUGAAAAUGUCAGAUGCUAUCAUCUUUUUACAUAAAAACAAACAAAAAAAAAUCCAAAAAAAUUCUCAUGUACUGUGGAUUGCUAACAUGCUUUUUUUUUUUAAUCUUGGUAGAGGCAUUGGCACCUAUUCAGGAAGGUAUUUAAGCAUGAAUUUAACUUUUAAGCACAUGAGCAAUAUAAGUGGUUGCAUUUCUUGGUUUUCCACUCAGAAGUUUCAUUUUUUCCUGGGGAUUCAUUGGGAAGAAGGGAGCGAGGGACACUCAAGUUUCUUGGGAAUGUUAUUUUUAACAUGAAAUAGAUAAUUUCCAGGAAAUGGAUGCUCUCUAUGAAAGUUUUCAUUGAGCUGAAAACAGGUUUUGGCUGGAAGUUGUCAGCUGGACCUUGGGGUGAUCCUGCAGUGACCAAGACAAGUCAUGUGCUCGUUACUGGACACAAGCUUAGGGAUUUUCUCCAUGACAAGCACCUCAGUCUGGGCUUAAAAUAAAGCACCACUUGAGCUCCAGCUGAGGCUGAGCUGGCAGGGGAAGUGGAGAGGGAUUUUGUGUGGGUUUGGGUUUUCUGCUUGAGUUUGCUUUUCCCCCCCCCCCUUCUCCUUAUUGUUUCAGUAGUGAGCUCCCACAAAGGGAAUGCUACUUCUCUGUCGUGCAGGGUGCAGGUUUCCAGGCACUGAAGUGCUUCACCUCGCUGAAAAGAAAAAAGAGGGGAGGGAGAAAAGGAAGAAAAGAGCCAGUUUUUUAAGACUUGCUAUUUUUUUUGAGUCCAGCCUAAUGUUUUGACCUGCACUGCUGCAAUACACUCUGUUUUCAGUGUCCCUAAUUUCAUGUAUAUACCGUGACUUUAUUUAUUAAAUACCAUUGGUCAUUUAAAAUGUAAUAAAACCUAACAAAAGCAAAGCUGCAUCUCUGCAGGCCAGCAGACGUGCAGACUUUUAAUGAGGUUCCAACCAGAUCUCAAAAACAAACAAAUUAACACCAACAAAGCAAAUAAAAAUCUGCAACUUUAUUUAUAUACCUUGGGCUUCAUACCUACAGGUGCUACAGUCCCAUCUGUCAUGUGUCUGGUGCUCUGUCA